Asterias rubens (European starfish) is the source of this 872-nucleotide messenger RNA. RefSeq names its product GLIPR1-like protein 1. Gene Ontology annotation, cellular component: extracellular region. The record is from RefSeq and is a predicted model, not a curated record. Bases 77 to 721 code for a protein of 214 amino acids. The transcript has 7 exons. Lineage: Eukaryota; Metazoa; Echinodermata; Asteroidea; Forcipulatida; Asteriidae.
GGUAUAGUACCGCCUCUCGAUUGAAUCAUCUUUGAUAGUCCGUGUGCAGUCUCUGGGCUAUUAAGUGGAAGCAACUAUGGCUCGUCUACUCAUCACCGUCUUGUUUGCAGUGGUCUUUGUUGCGGUCCUGAGGAUCCAAGCAGAGGAUACCAACAGCCUCCCUAAGAAGUUCUUGAGGACGAAGAGGGCGGCUCUCACUUCCGCCCAAAGAGAUGCCUUCCUGGACGCACAUAACUCCUACCGCGGAGACACAUCACCGCCAGCUGCCAAUAUGCACAAAAUGGUCUGGAACGACAACCUAGCCAACAUGGCUCAGGCCUGGUCUGAGAAGUGUGUCUUUGCUCACGGCCAACCAGACGGUAUCACUAGUACAUUUACUUACGUUGGCCAAAACUUGUAUGUCGCGUCAGGCACGGUGGAAACUCCGCCCGAUGGCCAAGUGGUUUCUAAAUAUUGGCACGACGAGGUUGCAAACUUCGACUUCGAUGGUAACGAAUGCUCAGGAGUAUGCGGACACUACACACAGGAAGUAUGGUCUGACACUACUGAUCUUGGAUGUGGAUGGGCAUUUUGCCCUACAGUCGAGAACGCAUUUGACGAUGGUUGGGUAGUUACGUGCAACUAUGGACCAGGGGGGAAUUAUGAAGGAGAGAAGCCAUAUAAGGCAGGUGAAGCUUGCUCCGCUUGUCCCGGUCAGUGUGUCGACAACGAGUGCGUUUAAAGAUGAGCAUUCUACCAUUGGCUAUUGCCAUUGGAGACGCGUGUGCAACAGUCAUGGCAGCGAACUCUUCAAAUGUUUUCUGUCAUUAAUGGCAGUGGACACUACUGGUAAUUACUCAAAAUAAUUAUUAGCAAAAAACCUUACUUGGUAU